Papilio xuthus (Asian swallowtail) is the source of this 1164-nucleotide messenger RNA. RefSeq lists its product as uncharacterized. Bases 1 to 1164 code for a protein of 387 amino acids. Gene Ontology annotation, molecular function: odorant binding; olfactory receptor activity. The record is from RefSeq and is a predicted model, not a curated record. Lineage: Eukaryota; Metazoa; Arthropoda; Insecta; Lepidoptera; Papilionidae. The transcript is spliced from 3 exons. Gene Ontology annotation, biological process: detection of chemical stimulus involved in sensory perception of smell; sensory perception of smell. Gene Ontology annotation, cellular component: plasma membrane.
AUGCGAGCUCGGGCUAUAAUUUUUACUUUCAUCGUCGCAUAUAACAGUAUAAUAAUUAUUUGGUAUUUAUUAUACUUAUACAAGUGCAUCAUCACAUCAGAUAAGUUCAAUCUCGCAAGGAAUAUAACUGUUGGCGUACCGAUCAGUCUUUUUUUCUUUAAAUACUUUUAUAUUAGUAAUAAAAACGAUAGUUUCUGUGAACUAUUGGAAAAAAUAACCGAAGAUCUCAUCCAAGGUAACGAUAUGGAAGAAGACUAUCAAAAAAUAUACGAGCGCCAUAUUAAACUGGGAAAACUUGGUCAGAAUUGCUGGGUUAUAAUUCCUGUAGUUUUAAGUUCUCAGUUCCCGAUGUUUGCAGGUGCCUGCAUGAUAUACGAGAACUUAAAAAGUGACAUGGGUAACCGAUACAUGGUCCAUGAAAUGGAAUUAAAAUAUAUAGAAGACAAGCAAUACGAAACGCCAUAUUUUGAAAUAUUAUUUGCGAUAAUUUUAAUGCAGUGCGUGAUCCUCGUUCCUAACUUCACGGGUUUCGAUGGAUCAUUUUGUAUCGCGACGACUCAUUUGCAACUUAAAAUUAAAUUGAUGACUCAUAAGUUGCACAGAGCAUUUAAAGACUCCAAAAAUAAGUUACAACUUGAAGAAAAAGUGAAAGAAGUAAUAAGAGAUCAUCAGGAAGCGCUCCGCUUUUACAACAUUUUGGAGAACAUGUAUGGGGGCUGGUUACUGGUCGUAUUUCUCGUUACUUCAAUAGUUAUAUCUUUAAACUUGUAUCAGAAUAACAUUAGUGAAGUAAUCGAUCCCAAAUACACACUUUUUGUUAUAAGUGGAGUUGUUCACAUGUAUACUCCGUGUUAUUUUGCAAGUAAUUUAUCCAAGGCCGGUGAAGACUUAAGUUCCGAUAUCUACAGCACACCCUGGGAGGAAUGGGCAGAUCCAGUCGUCACGAAACUUUUGAUUUUCAUGAUCGCUAAAUCUCAACAACCGCUUUAUCUCACCGGCAAAGGCAUGGUUUAUUUUAACAUGCAACUAUUUAUAUCUCGCCCGCGCGGGCCGUCGAUAGCAAAAGUGUCUGCCGACCCUGGCCCCCCCCUCCGCAGGAGGUGGUGGGGGCGCCACUUCCAGCUCCCUUCACCUUCGCGCCGGCCGCGCAGCCGCGACCAAUGA